This is a messenger RNA of Lathyrus oleraceus (garden pea), 2669 nucleotides long. RefSeq names its product probable methyltransferase PMT8. NCBI's taxonomy places the organism in Eukaryota, Viridiplantae, Streptophyta, Magnoliopsida, Fabales, Fabaceae. Gene Ontology annotation, cellular component: endosome; cytoplasm; trans-Golgi network. Bases 505 to 2358 code for a protein of 617 amino acids. The transcript has 7 exons. Gene Ontology annotation, molecular function: methyltransferase activity. The record is from RefSeq and is a predicted model, not a curated record.
ACUCUCAUCACAAUCACGUUACACAAAAAUCACUUUUUUCAACGUUAAUUAAUUCAUUAAUCUAUAUAAAUCUUGCCACCUUAAUCACACCUCAAUUUCCUCUUGUCGACACUUUGCAACUGUUUCCACACACUUUUAGGUUGUAACACACACACUCACACAAAGACACCACCUUAAAAUUCACACCGUCGGUUCCACUGUCUGUCUCUCACAUGUAACUAAAUCCAAACACUUGUUGAGAUCUCAUCCGUUUCUCUUCUUCUUUUAGAUAAAGUAUUUCCUUUUCUUCUACCCAAUUGGAUUCUCAUCUCAACCCAGUAAAUCGUUAAGUCAGUGUACUGUGAGAAGCUGUAUUUUGAAUUAUUGGUGCUGCGACGUUUGGUUUGGGUUUGGAUUGUGGAUUUGACUUUGAAUGUCUGGUGAAGCAGAAGCAAGAUCCUUUUAAUAGUUCAUAACUGAACACUGAAAUUUGGAUCUGUAUCGAUUUCAAAUUUCAACUAAUAAAUGUCGAGGGGAAGAACUGAUGGAUCACAGAAGAAGCGCUUAGUUGCUUCCAUCUGCACCGUGACGAUCUUCAUUGGUUUUCUGUAUGUGUACGGUGGAUCCAUCUUUGGUUCUCAAAAUAGUGGUUCAUCUGCUCUAGAAUAUGGAAAAACAUUGAGGAAACUUGGCUCCUCGUAUUUGGGUGCGGAUGAUGAUAACGAUGGAAAGCAAGAUGAAUCUUCAUCAAGUUUCGGGCAGAGCGAUGAGGAGGACAAUUUUGUUCCAAAGAGUUUCCCUGUUUGUGAUGAUCGUCAUUCAGAGUUGAUUCCUUGCUUAGAUAGACACCUUAUCUAUCAACUACGGAUGAAAUUGGACUUGUCUCUGAUGGAACAUUAUGAGAGACAUUGCCCUCCUGCAGAAAGGCGCUACAAUUGCUUGAUUCCACCGCCAUCAGGAUACAAGGUCCCGGUUAAGUGGCCAAAAAGCAGAGAUGAGGUGUGGAAAGCAAAUAUCCCGCAUACUCACCUUGCACAUGAGAAAUCUGACCAGAACUGGAUGGUUGAAAAGGGUGAAAAGAUAGUGUUUCCUGGAGGCGGGACUCAUUUUCAUUAUGGAGCUGAUAAGUACAUUGCAUCAAUGGCAAAUAUGCUUAACUUUUCGAACAAUAAUCUAAACAAUGAAGGAAGGUUGCGGACAGUGCUUGAUGUUGGUUGUGGUGUUGCAAGUUUCGGAGGAUACCUUCUUUCAUCUGAUAUCAUUACAAUGUCAUUGGCACCAAAUGAUGUGCAUCAAAAUCAAAUCCAAUUUGCCCUAGAAAGGGGAAUUCCUGCAUACCUUGGUGUCUUGGGAACUAAGAGACUCCCUUACCCCAGCAGAUCCUUUGAACUUGCUCAUUGUUCUCGUUGUCGUAUUGAUUGGCUUCAAAGAGACGGAAUACUGCUUCUUGAACUAGACCGGGUGCUAAGGCCAGGAGGUUAUUUCGCGUACUCAUCUCCCGAAGCGUAUGCUCAGGAUGAAGAGAAUCUAAGGAUAUGGAAAGAAAUGAGCGAUCUCGUGGGACGUAUGUGUUGGAGAAUAGCUUCUAAAAAGGAUCAAACUGUCAUCUGGCAAAAACCUUUGACAAAUCAGUGCUAUAAAGAAAGAGAACCUGGUACUCGCCCUCCUCUGUGCCAGUCUGACGCAGAUCCCGAUGCAGUUUGGGGAGUAAAUAUGGAAGUUUGUAUUACACCUUACAGUGAACAUGACAACAAAGCUAAAGGCAGUGGCUUAGCUCCUUGGCCAGCAAGAUUGACCAGUCCUCCUCCUAGAUUAGCUGACUUUGGCUAUUCAAAUGAAAUGUUCGAGAAGGAUAUGGAACUAUGGCGAGAGAGAGUCGAUAAAUACUGGAGUCUCAUGAGUCAAAAAAUCAAAUCGAACACGAUAAGGAAUAUUAUGGAUAUGAAGGCAAACAUGGGCUCAUUUGCGUCUGCUCUUAAAGACAAAGAUGUCUGGGUGAUGAAUGUUGUACCUCAAGAUGGACCAAACUCACUUAAACUUAUAUAUGACAGAGGCCUCAUUGGUGCCACUCAUGACUGGUGUGAAGCAUUCUCAACAUACCCUCGAACUUACGACUUGCUCCAUGCAUGGAGCGUCUUGUCUGACGUAGCAAAGAAAGAUUGCAGUCCGGAGGAUCUAUUAAUUGAGAUGGACCGCAUACUCAGGCCAACCGGUUUUAUAAUCUUUCGUGAUAAACAGCCGAUGAUUGAUUUUGUGAAGAAGUACUUAACUGCUUUGCACUGGGAAGCAGUUGCAACUGCGGAUGAUGAAGAUGAAGUAGUUUUUAUCAUCCAGAAGAAAUUGUGGCUGACUAGUGGAAGCUUCAGGGAAACUGAAUGAAUAAAACAAACAUGAAACAACUGUUGCAUUAUGCUAUCUUCUGUUGCAAAGGGAUCAAAGCACUUCCCAAGUGGUGAAGCAGUGAACAACUUCUUCAUUUUGUAGCAUUAUAUAAUGUUUUCUUUUCACUCUAUUUCCUUUAUUUAAUUCUCAUUUUUGAGAUUAAUGAUAUAAGUUAUUGUUUAAGCUUUUAUAGGCUAUUCAAAUUUUGCUGCCUGCAUUUGGGUGGGUAUUAUUGUAAGCUGUACAAUAAUCAAGACAUGGUAAUUGACUAAAUGAUUAAAGUAUAGUUAAGGACUUAUCACUUAUAA